This is a messenger RNA of Eutrema salsugineum, 1274 nucleotides long. RefSeq names its product E3 ubiquitin-protein ligase Topors. The record is from RefSeq and is a predicted model, not a curated record. Gene Ontology annotation, biological process: protein monoubiquitination; protein polyubiquitination. The coding region runs from base 54 to 953 and encodes 299 amino acids. Gene Ontology annotation, molecular function: ubiquitin protein ligase activity. Lineage: Eukaryota; Viridiplantae; Streptophyta; Magnoliopsida; Brassicales; Brassicaceae. The transcript has 6 exons.
CCCCGUUUUCGCUUAGAGCCGUCUUCACCGGAGCAAAGAGAAACUCUCCGGUCAUGCGGAAUCUGCCUCCAUCAUCGUCCUCAGCUUCAUCUUCAAUCGGCGGCGAAAGGUAUCGUCUGCUAAAACCCGGUGAGAAGUUUUGGGAGAGAGCUAUCGUUGCUGCCUUACGGGGGAGAUCCUGUCCGAUAUGCCUCGAAAAUCUCACCGGACGACGAGCCGCCGUAAUCACGACGUGCAAGCACGGAUACUGCCUUGCUUGCAUCCGGAAGUGGAGCAGCAUCAAGAGGAGUUGCCCUCUCUGCAACACUAAUUUUGAUUCCUGGUUUAUAGUCAGUGACCUGGCUUUGAGAAAAUACCGCAAGGAGCAAUUACCUAUUCUUCGAAAUCGUGAGACAUUAACUUACCAUCGUAGGAAUAAUCCUUCCGGUCACCGGAGGAUAAUUCAAAGGUCAGGUGAUGUUUUGGGAAGAUCUAGCUCGAGAUCAAGGCCAUUGCCAUGGCGGAGAUCAUUUGGACGUCUAGGUUCAGUUCCUGAUCAUAUUAUCUUUGAGCGAAAGCUUCGGUGGCGAGCUAGCAUAUACGAUAGACAAUUACGAGCUGUUGGCUGUUUACAUUCAAGGCCAAGCUUGGAACUUGUGGACGAUCAGACCAAAGCAAGGGUGAUUGAAAGAAUUGAGCCAUGGAUUAGAAGAGAGCUUCAUGCAGUCCUUGGAGAUCCUGAUCCAUCAAUCAUUGUUCAUUUUGCGUCGGCCCUUUUCAUCAAAAGGCUUGAGAGAGAGAAUAGUCGACAAUCUGGGCAGACUGGGAUGUUGGUCGAAGACGAAGACUCUUCUCUCAGAAGAUUCUUGUUUGAUAAGGAGGAUAUAUUUUGGCAUGAACUAAGAUGUUUCGCUGAGAGUAGUCUCACGAUGGAGACGUAUGAUGCAGUGGUUGAAUACAAUGAAGUGGAGUAAUGGCAGUAAAAAAAGGAUAAUCAAGCAUCAUGUUCUCGCCAUAUGAAGUGACUGUUGAUGUCCUGGAAGUUGAAUUCCUGCAAAUAGUGGAAAGAGUGGACCAGUUAAGACAAAACAUAAGAGUCUUCAAGAGUUAUAGAGUAGGUAGGAGAAAGAUGUAAGAGAUGACGAAACUUAUAAAUUGUUGCGUCUUCUUAGCUAGGUGGAUUCUCAAAUAGUUGACACUUGGUUUCUCUACUUCUUUUAGCCGAAAGAAAAGUUUAAUGUAUGUCUCUACUAUGCCAAGUUCUCACACUCGAAGUUUCUUAAAGCCCAACGCUU